Molecule: messenger RNA, 2955 nt
Organism: Cavenderia fasciculata
Lineage: Eukaryota; Evosea; Eumycetozoa; Acytosteliales; Cavenderiaceae
Gene: atp7a
Product: P-type ATPase
Exons: 5
Coding region: 1-2955 (984 amino acids)
Biological process (GO): monoatomic cation transport
Cellular component (GO): membrane
Molecular function (GO): ATPase-coupled monoatomic cation transmembrane transporter activity; ATP hydrolysis activity; copper ion binding
Source: RefSeq, a predicted model, not a curated record
AUGAGAAAUAAAACUAGAGAAAGAGAGAAGAGAGAUCUAAACCAAAAUACAUACAUUAUGUCAUAUAUUAAAUUAGAAGUUAUAAAUGACACUUCCACAUCAUCGUCACCUGAUCACCGAUUAACGAUAAACGGAGCAGAUGACGACCUUCAUGGUGGUGGUAAAGGAGGUGUCAAAAAGGCAGUCUUUAGUAUACAAGGUAUGACUUGUUCGAGUUGUGUCGGUAUCAUUGAAAACUUUGUUGGCAGUAGUGAAGGUAUCGAAUCUAUUCAAGUUGCUCUACUACAAGAAACCGCUGAAGUUAAAUAUGAUACUUCAAAAUUAAAUGAAAAUGAUAUUAUAGAAUUGAUAACAACAGUUGGAUUUACAGCACAACAUAUUAAACAAGCUGAACAUAAUACUUUAAUGUUGGAUAUUGGAGGUAUGACAUGUUCGAGUUGUGUCGGUAUCAUUGAAAGUGUAAUAGGUGGUUUAAAAGGUAUAGAAGACAUUAAAGUGAAUCUAGCACUUGAAUCUGCCAGAGUUGUUUAUGACCCUGAUAUUACAGGUCCAAGAGAUAUUAUUAAAGAAAUUGAAGAUGUUGGAUUUACAGCCCAUUUACCAACAGAUAAAUUCGGUCAAGAUAAUGGUAAAAAUGUACAGAAAGAAGAGAUUGAAAGAUUGAAAAAGAGUUUAUAUUAUAGUAUUGGGUUUACAAUCCCAGUUUUUUUAUUAGGAAUGGUUUUAUAUAAAGUUAAAUUUUGUCAUUUUUUAUUUACAUCACAAGUUGUAAAUGGUAUAAGUAUAGCCGAUUUUAUAAUGUUUUUGUUUACGACACCGGUUCAAUUUGGAGUUGGUAGACGUUUCUAUGUGAAUGGAUGGAAGUCGAUUAAACAUGGUGGCGCAAACAUGGAUGUGUUGGUGGCGUUGGGCACAAGCUGCGCCUAUUUUUACAGUGUUUUUGUGUUGUUGGUCGACAUGACGGCCGACAGUGUGCUGGGUCAGGAGGACAAGCCAAUGCAAAUGAAGACAUUUUUCGACACGAGUGCGUCACUCAUUACAUUUAUUCUUUUGGGCAAAUACUUGGAGGUCAUUGCCAAGGGCAAGACAAGCGAGGCGAUCAAGAAGCUCAUGUCGCUGCAGGCGACCAAGGCAGUGUUGUUGGAGCUGGACAGCGAGGGUAAUGUCGUCGCCGAGAAUGAGAUUGACAUUUCGCUGGUGCAGCGUGGCGACACGCUCAAGGUGGUGCCGGGCAGCAAGGUGCCAACGGAUGGUGUGGUCGUCAGCGGCAACAGCUCGAUUGACGAAGCUAUCAUUACGGGCGAGUCCAUGCCAGUCACCAAGAAAAAGGGUGAUAAGGUGAUUGGCGGCACCAUCAACCAAAAGGGUGUAUUGCAUAUUUGCGCGACACGUGUCGGUGGUGAUACAUCGCUCGCACAGAUUAUCCGAUUGGUUGAGCGUGCACAGACCGAGCGUGCACCCAUCCAGUCGCUGGCUGAUAGAGUCAGCGGUAUCUUUGUGCCGUGUGUCAUUACAAUUGGUUUGCUCACAUUUUUCGUGUGGCUGAUUGCCGGUGCAACUGGCGCAGCCGAGGCAUACAUCAAGGCGGCCGAUUCAACGACGUUUCAGUUUGCUCUGAGAAACGCCAUCUCGGUCAUUGUCAUUGCGUGUCCCUGUGCAUUGGGUCUGGCCACACCCACGGCCGUCAUGGUUGGCACGGGUAUUGGCGCACAGAAUGGUAUCCUCAUCAAGGGUGGCAGUCACUUGGAGACUGCCCACAAAAUAUCCGCAGUCAUUUUCGACAAGACUGGUACACUUACAACAGGCAAACCAAUCGUCAGCGAAGCACAUAUGAUACCCAACCAACACACUCACAAAAAAUUUGACAAAAAGACAUACUUUGAAUUGGUCGCAUCGGCUGAAGCUGCAUCAGAGCAUCCUCUGGCUGGUGCCAUUGUCAAUUAUGCUUUUCAUGUAUGUGAGGUUACCCAGACAACGGUGCCAGAGGACUUUGAGAGUGUGACGGGCUCGGGUAUCCGCGCAACCAUCCAAGGUGUAUCAGUCAUGAUUGGCAGUCCCAAAUGGCUUGCCGAAAAUGACAUUACCAUCUCCAAGAGUGUCAUCGAUAGUGCUGCUGCCAAAGAUGUAGAAGAAACCAUCAGACGACUAGAAAGUGAAGGUAAUACAGUCGUCCUCGUAUCACUCAACCAAUACAUCUCUGGUUACAUUGCCAUUUCCGAUCAACUCAAACCAGAGGCACGUCCAACCAUCUCUGCACUCAAAAAGAUGGGUAUCUUUCCCUGGAUGGUCACGGGUGACAACCAACGCACUGCCAAUGCCAUUGCCGCCCAAGUCGGUAUCUCACAGGUAUUUGCAGAGGUACUCCCCUCCAACAAAUCGAAAAAGGUCAUUGAACUUAAAAAGCAGGGUCAUAUUGUAGCCAUGGUUGGCGACGGUAUCAACGAUUCGCCUGCUCUUGCCGAGGCAGACGUGGGUAUUGCUAUUGGCGCAGGCACUGAUAUUGCCAUCGAAGCAGCCGAUAUUGUCCUCGUCAAGAGCGACUUGCGUGAUGUCAUCACUGCCAUCUCGCUCUCUAAAACCACUUUUAACCGUAUCCGACUAAACUAUCUAUGGGCUACCCUCUACAAUGUCAUGGGUAUUCCUUUGGCCGCCGGUGUACUCAUCCCCGCCGGCAUUUCUAUUCCUCCCAUGAUUGCCGGUCUCGCCAUGGCAUUUUCCAGCGUCAGCGUCGUCUUGUCAUCGCUCCAUCUAAAAACCUACAAAAAGCCACACAUUGCCACGAGCAACACUAGCAUGGUCGCCAAUAACCGCGGCGGCGACGACAUUACACACGAAUCAUUUAGAAAGAGUAAAAUCAGUUUUGAUCCACCUGCUCCAGUCAAUAAUAUCAUUAAAGUUAUUAAAGGUUCACAAGUGGAACAUCAAUCUUUAUUAUCAAAAGAUCUUGAUCCAUAA